Cylicocyclus nassatus is the source of this 1440-nucleotide messenger RNA. The record is from the annotation of a GenBank genome assembly. Lineage: Eukaryota; Metazoa; Nematoda; Chromadorea; Rhabditida; Strongylidae.
AUGGUGCAAGGAAAGGUCAAAGGUUCACUCCUUCAGCAAACAAGACGUACCACUCCUCUACAUGUAGCCGCCGAAAAGGGUUACGACCGACUUGUUAAGAGGCUUCUGCUGGAUUUUAUUCCUACCAAAAACAAGAAGGGCGAAACAGCCCUUGAUUUGGCUAUAUCCAAUGGACACGAGUCCGUAGCACGCGUUCUUGUCGAGUCGGAUUACUGGGAAGAGGUAAUGGCCCCUUCGGAUACAAAGAAGAUGUCUUGCCACAACGAGGCAAGGAUUACACCGAUGAGAAAACUAAUUGACAAAUUUCCAAAGGUCGCAAAACUUGUCUUCGAAAAAUGCAUAGAAACGAAGGAAGAGUCCACGCCACCACUGAAAUGUAAAUACUACGAUUUAACGUACCUCGACGAUACAUACAUGAUGCCUUCAGAAGAUGGAACUGAGCUUACUGCUGGGAUUGAUCCGUACGAUGAAAAUGGAAGAUUGAAAAAGGAGGCGAAAGCUUACUCGGAUGACUACGAUGUUGUCUACAAGUACCACCCCUUAAAGAUGAUAGCAAAUGCGGUAAAUUUGAAGCAUGCAAAUGCGGAAAAAUUGAAACUCCUUUCUGAACCACUAGUGAUUGCGCUUAUUAAUCACAAAUGGAAUAGUCUUGGAAGAUACGUCUACUAUUCAGCUUUGAUGAUUUAUAUUGCUUUUAUGGUUCUUUUCACUCUCUUCGUCAUUUACACUCCUGCCCCAUUCAAUGUUUACGACGCAGAUAAGAACAAAAUGGUUGAUCUGAGCGCAUAUCUCUAUGCGAAAAAUUCUACAUGCGAGGAAGUUCCCGAAUUCUCAACCGUACCUUCGGCUGUGCUAAAGACUGCCGUUAUGAUGAUUGGAGAGCUGGAAUUUACCGCAAUCUUUCAUGGCGAUAUGCAUGUGCAUCCGCAAAGACUAUUUGAUCCUGAAAUUGCUUAUCCUCUAUUCCUCUUCUUCUGUGUCAUUAUGACUAUUCUUUUGAUGAACUUGCUGGUCGGUUUGGCUGUAGACGACAUUAAGGGUGUGCAAGACAAAGCCGAAUUGAAACGAUUGAGUAUGCAGGUGGAUCUUGUGUUACAAGUGGAAGCAUCGAUGCCGUAUUUUCGCAAGCUGACAACGCGCUCUUACUAUUCUACCAAAUUAGGUCUUGUUCCAAGCCGUUGGAAAAAUUUGUGCACUCGAUUUGGUUUCAGCUCCACAGAAGAGAAAGAGGAGGGCACAUUAGACAAUUACGGUUUCCACGAUGUUCGGCUAUCAUUAGAUUCAAUAAACCGCCAGCUUCUUUCUCUUCAGGAAGACAUUGUUAAGUUUCAUGACCGUCUUUUCCGAACCGAAGCAAUGGUCCGCAAAGUACUUGAACAUAACAAAAUAGAGUAUGAGGAAGACGACUGGGAGAAGCCCUCCCAGUCGACUGAUGACUGA